AUGGCCUACACGGCGCAAAGUUGGGAAGGCUCAACACAAUCGAGUGAGCAACAUGUGAUUCAAAUUGACAUCGGCGAGGAUGCUUGCGAGGAAGAGGUCUUCUGGUGGCGUGCGAUAUUGUGCUCUGGCAAUUUUUGGAAUGCGACUACCAAGUACAAUGGUCGUGAGUAUUUGUCGCCAUGGUCGGUGUCCGCAACUGGCGCUGGAUUGACACUGGCCACAAAGGCUUCUUUGAAUUUCAAGUUAUACCCACCAGAUUCGAUGACCGCUCUCAAAUACCUAUCUCGUUUCUGUGUACACCACCGCCUUUACGCUCAGUGCUCAGUCGCCCUUGCUGGAGUACUCUACAUUCCAUUUCUGAGGGGAAAAACAGUUUCCCUUCCGUUUCCUAAACAAAAUUCUCGAUUCGGAUUAAAGGAAGGUGCUGUUGACCCUGUUUCUAUUCCAGAUCUUAUCAAUGAGCAUGAUCAGUUGCUUGCGAAGUACAUGACAUUGAGUCUCAACACAUGGGGGUUACGCUCGAUCCUAUGCAGUACCUUCUUCAACACAGAGAUCGAGUGUAAUAUUCCUCGGCUUGGCAUCCUCUGGCUCGGUGCCAUUUUCACCGACUUGGCAAAAUCUAUCUUGCGCGAUGUUCGAACAGGAAUGACAGCUCUGGACCUUCCAGCUUCUGCCUGGACAGAAACAACGCAAAAAUUCUUGACCGCAAAAGUAGGGCCUAGCAAUGGCGAAUCCAUACGCCGUGAAGAUGAGUGCCGGCUACUUUUCAUCACAGCUUCCGAAGGUCAUGACCGACCUCCCAUCUGGCCCUGGAAGCCCUUCGGAACUACGCGGCUCUGCGAUGCAGAGCUAUCUGUCCAAAACCAUGCUCACUGUGCUGCUCAUUUCUUAGAAUAUGAUUUUUGGGAAUGGAUGUUGACAAAUGGCCGUUCAAUUCAAAAUUCAAGAGAAAUAACUAGCCAGCCUCCAUACGCAGCAUUACAUCCCCAUCCCAACCGAAAAGUGCCCGUGCUCGACGAUUAUACCUCUACGGAGGAUGAGAAUUCGAGUGUUACCCGUACAUUGUCUAAGGAUUCCACAGAAUGGGAGAGCCCGGUAACAAACCAUUUGUGCGAACGUAACGGACUGGAAUACAAAUCAAUGCGCGAAACGACUGGAGAGAUGAAGGACAGAGUCCGCCAAUUUGCAGUAUCGAUCACGCAGGCCGCUUGUUCUCUCAACAAAUCACGUAUUCAGGUACAGCAUCCAGAUACGCGGCAUCAUGCCACAAUUUAUGCGACACCAAUGUGUGACAAGAACACAUAUAGUCUUCCACCGGGCCACGAUAGCCGUACUCAGAGCAUGUGGGAUACAAGAGCAAUCAGAUCAGCUUUUCCGUCAAGCUUUGGUGGCGAAACUAGGCUAGUUGCUCUCAAGCCUGGCUCGCAACAUAGCAGGGUGCCAUCAAUGUUGCAAGAUUGGUACGGGGGAGGGAGAGACGACCAGGACGAACAGCAAAUUGUUGGAUUUUUGGGGGAGCUUUUUGUGAGAACCCGGAACAGCUUGUUAGCGGAAGAUACAACUAACUAUCCGAAGAUAUACGAACUUCUCCGAUUGAACGCUCCCAAUACAUUUAGUGAAGAUUGCUGGACAAGUGUGAUGCGAGAAGUCCAUGGUUUUACGAAGUUCACGAAACCAGAAUCUCACUUUACUGAUUUCACCUUCGUGGACACAAAAGGCGAAUUUGCUCAGUUUCUCCGCGGACAUGGGGUAUCGUUCCCAGACAACAGUAGUAACAACACGGUGUUUCACAUUGAGGUGAAAACUACAUCUGGGGGGUGUGAUGAGCCCUUCUAUACGAGCCACAACCAGUUCAACUUGGUAAGAGCCGCCAGUGAAACGUUGGAGCGUGAUAAGGCUGAUGAUUCAAGUGCCGAUGUUGGACCCUUGCUCGGACGGACGGGGUUGUCAAUGAAGUCUACUUGA
Aspergillus uvarum CBS 121591 is the source of this 1965-nucleotide messenger RNA. RefSeq lists its product as uncharacterized. Bases 1 to 1965 code for a protein of 654 amino acids. Lineage: Eukaryota; Fungi; Ascomycota; Eurotiomycetes; Eurotiales; Aspergillaceae. The record is from RefSeq and is a predicted model, not a curated record. The transcript is spliced from 2 exons.